AGGGGAGACAGGCGGACCAGAGGCUUGUGGGCUUGGCACUGAGUAACCUCCCAGCGGAACGGCGGCUCAUCACUUUGUGCGGCUCCGGCUGCCCAUGGCUCAGCGCUGGGCUGCUGCUCUCCUGCUGAUUCUGAUUGCUCAUCAAGGUUUACCUAUCCCUUUGAUUCAACCGAAGAAUGACAUACUGAUUAAGAAAAAGGGUGAUCGCAUCGAUCUUCAGUGUACAGACCACUCUGGCGUAAAAUGGGUAACUCCGUCAAGUGCAAAAAGAAACAUCAAUCAAAACAGGGUCAAUAUAAUUUCAGCACAACCAAAGCAUACGGGUCGAUAUAUAUGCCAAAAUCCCAUCUCUUUUACAAACAGCUCCCUUUACAUAUUUGUGGAAGACCCUAAGAAUUUGUUUGUAACUCCAUCACUGAAGCAGAAGUUCAUUGGCGGAAUAGAAGGAGGUGAGGCUGUCAUUCCUUGUCGAGUUACAACCCCUAAGGUUGAAAACUUGAGACUGGCGAAAGUUACUGGAGCAUCCAUCCCCAAAGACCUGUCCUACACCGCCAACAUUUACACUGGCAUAAGCAUCACUAACCUGAAGAGACAUUAUGAAGGGUAUUAUGUGUGCACCGCUGUAAGAAAUGGACUCGUGAGAGAAUCAGACAAAUUUAAACUGCAGAUAAUACCAGUGCCCAAGAGCGUCCCAGAAAUCAAUGUGGAGAUAAGUAAAAAGUUGCUGAAGGAAGGAGAGAAAUUUCAGAUGGCGUGCAUAAUUAAAAAUAUCAACCAUGCAGUAAUUGUGAAUUGGACUCAUCCACAAAGUUCAGCAACUAAAGUGACAAAGUCUUCCAACAACUUUCCCAGCUACUAUCAAACCAUACAAACAUUGAGAAUUGAUUCAGUGACAGUCAAUGAUACCGGACAUUUCACUUGUUUUGCAAGAAAUAGUUUUGGCUUGUCAAAUGCUUCAGCGUUUCUGCAGGUUGUAGCUGAAGGAUUUAUUAAGCUGUUACCUCCGGAGAGCACUGUGCUUCAUGUUAACAUUGGAAAAAACCUUGUGCUAAAAGUGGAGUUUGAUGCCUAUCCAGCUCCUGAUCAGCAAUACUGGAUUCUCAUGAAUGAGACAUUACUUAACACAUCGGACCAUUAUAUUAAAUCUGCAGAAGUUGGAAACAGAUACUCCAGUGAACUUCAUCUGGUUCGAGUGAAGGGAACAGAAGGUGGAAUUUAUACAUUUUUUGUUUCGAAUUCUGACUCCAACUCAACAGUUUCAUUUGACGUCCACAUCAGUAGCAAACCAGAGAUAAUUAUUAUUGAAGAAUCCAAGCCAGGUAAAGUUCGAUGUGUAGCUGUAGGGUUUCCAGAGCCAAAAAUAAAGUGGCUUCACUGCCAUGGAUCACAGAAAAGGUGCUUGGACUCAACCACAAUAGUAACAGAGGAAUUGCAUCCAAUAAACACAAUAAUGCGUCAGCCUCGCUUUGGAAGGAUUGAAGUAGAAAGCACAAUUAAUACCAAUGAACUGAACAUCACAGUGGAAUGCCAGUCAACCAACAGUGUUGGCGAGAGUCAUGCAACCUAUCAGAUAAAAGGAGGAAUGCCAAAGACACAUCAUCUCUUUACACCACUAUUGACACUGUUUGCAGCAGCAGCAGGUGUACUCUGCAUUAUCUUAGUGAUCCUGUUUUACAAGUAUCAACAGAAACCUAGGUACCAAAUUCAGUGGAAGGUCGUUGAGGGAAUUCAAGGGAAUAACUACACUUACAUCGACCCGACACAAUUACCGUACGAUGAUAAGUGGGAAUUUCCCCGGGAUAAGCUGCGGUUUGGUAAAACACUUGGAGCUGGAGCCUUUGGGAAGGUUGUGGAGGCUUCUGUUUAUGGAUUGACAAAAGCUGAUUCCAUUAUGACUGUUGCAGUAAAGAUGCUUAAACCAAGUGCCCACUCAACGGAGAAGGAAGCUCUGAUGUCAGAACUGAAAGUCUUGAGUCACCUAGGGCAACACAUCAACAUCGUCAACCUGCUGGGAGCAUGCACUGUAGGAGGCCCAGUUCUGGUGAUCACUGAGUACUGCUGUUUUGGUGACCUUCUGAACUUUCUGAGGAGGAAACGAGAUUCAUUUGUUUGGCCAGAACAUAAAGAACAGGAUAUGGUGAAGACACAAUAUGAGAAUGUUCCACGUCUGAGGGACCCUGAGAGCAAUGGUUCUGGAUCAUAUAUGGAAAUGAAGCCAAGUUGCACAGCAUUGCCACAGAACCAUGUAGACAAAAGAAAAUCCCCAAGCAAGGAAUCAUACAGUGAUAAGGAAAACAACAAUGAUGUCACUGAAGAGUAUAACUUGGCUUUGGAAAUUGAAGAUCUUCUCAUCUUUUCUUAUCAAGUUGCAAAGGGAAUGAACUUCCUUUCUUCUAAGAAUUGCAUUCACAGAGACUUGGCAGCAAGGAAUAUUCUUCUAACCAAUGGACAAAUUGCAAAAAUAUGUGAUUUUGGUCUGGCUCGAGAUAUCAGGAAUGAUUCCAACUAUGUGGUGAAAGGCAAUGCUCGUCUCCCUGUGAAAUGGAUGGCUCCAGAGAGUAUUUUUGACUGUGUGUACACAUUUGAGAGUGAUGUCUGGUCUUAUGGCAUUUUAUUAUGGGAAAUUUUCUCAUUAGGGAGCAGCCCUUAUCCUGGUAUUCCUGUGGACAACAAGUUCUAUAAAAUGAUCAAGGAAGGGUACCGGAUGUUGAGUCCUGAACUUGCACCAACUGAAUUGUAUGAGAUCAUGAAGGCUUGCUGGGAUGCUGAUGCUUUAAGAAGACCCACAUUUGAGCAAGUCGUGGAGAUGAUUGAAGAGCAGCUUUCAGAGCCCUCCAAACAUAAAUAUUCCAACUUGGAGUCAAAUUUUACCAUCAGGCUGAAAUUCCCCAGCCACUCCUCACGUCUAAAUUCAGCCGGCAGCAGCAACGCUUCUGACCAACCACUGCUAAUGAAUGACGAUGUGUUCUUUGAAGAUGAAAACAAACACAUGCAAAAUUGAUUUUGAAUCAAAAUCCAAACUACUUACACCCUGCUGAAGCUAAUAUACAGACAAAUGACUGAAUGUAGAUUUUAUUAACAUUUAUAUAUGUUGAAAUCAUGUAUUUACUUGGAAACUGCUGUGCUGUAGUCCUGUGUGGCUAAGUUAUAUUGUCUGGUUUAGCAUACACCAGAGUGAUUGUUUUCUAUUGCUGCAAGACUCUUUGAGAGUGUUUUUCUCACAUGUAAUGCUUCUAAUUUUGUAGAAAAUGCCAUUUCAAAUUUUUAUUUUUGAAUUAUAUACAAUUGUGUCCAUCAUUUAUUUUGCUGCAAUGAAUAUUUGGAUAAAAGCAAGAUUGUGUUGAUUUAGCUAAUUUAUCUGUUAAAUCGUUAAUGAAGAUACUGAAUUUAUAGAAAGUGCUAGGCAACCAGCUAGGUUUUAAGAUGGAAGGAUAUGUAGCAUCAAUGGAAAGGCAGAAUUGCCUCUUUUAGAAACCUACCUUUUAUUUUCUGAUUUAUGCAAUUUUUUAAUGUUCUAACAUGUUCUAUUACUGAGUUGAUUCCAGAACAAUUAAAUGCCUCAGUUCACUACUCAGUCUAACCAUGUGGGUGAGAACAGAGUGCACUAAUAUGUUAUUAAUAUGAUCUUCACUGUCAGUGUUUAUUGACAUUAUUACAAUUACACAAUCAUAUGUAAAAAGCAACACAGAGAGUUCAAGACUCUACAGUUGAUUACAGAUGUACAUUCUAUUUUAGCUAAAUUUUCUGGCUCCAGUACUGCAGUGACUGACCCUAAUGCCGAAUCGGAAAUCUUACAUAAAUGCAGUAAUUCAGAGAAAUGGCAAACAAACUGAGCAAAUGCAAAACUCAGAAUGUCAGAUAUUCUCCAACUUGCUUCAUCUCUUGCCUUGAUGAGCACUACACUCAUACACAAAUCUCUACAGACACAAAGUUACAGUUUUACUGAGUAACAUUUAAGGCAUUUUUUAUCAGCAUGCAUAAGAAAGGGGAAAUAAACUAUUAUCAUUAAUAAGGGAGGAUAAUAUUGCUACCGUAUUGGACAAUACGGUAGCAAUAUUAUCCUCCCUUAUUAAUGAUAAUAGUUGAACAUGAUCUCAGAGAGUGAAAUAGGAAUAGUCAAUGAGUGCUUUGCAACUUGGGAUUGAAAUAUUUCGCCUUCUUAAUUUAUAGUUUUGAUAAAACUGCACUACAUUCUGAAAUAAAUGAGGAAUUCCUCUUCCAAGUGUGUAGCCACAUAUUAAUGUUAUCUACUGGCAUAUGUUGUCAAGGUUGACAAGAGGUGAGAGUGAACAAUGGUACAAAUCUUGCCAAGAGGACAAGUUAACAUAGAUGUUGUUUCACACCAUUAUCAGUCAAAAUUGCGUAACAUGUUUGCUGAUAUCUACUGAAGGUAUUUGCAAGAUUACAGAAAUUGAAUCGUAAGGCGCCUUUUCAUUCUUUUUUUCGUAUGUACAGUGACAAAGGCUAAUUAUCUUCAAUUAAGUUGUUAUAGUUUAAGGAAGUUAGUUUCAAAUUCCAUCUAGCAGUUUUGUUUUACUAAGCUUUGCACAAAAACUGCAACCAUACAAACUGGUAAGGUUUUGCUAGCUUAAGGGAAGAGUAAUUGCAAUAUGUGCAUGCAGUGGAAAACUAUUUCUGAAUAUGUAAUGUUAUUGUACUGAUUGCAUUUGCUUUAAGGCAUUGGUAAGUUAGUAAACAGCAUAUUUUGUUUGCCCAACAAUGUAGGUUGCGCCACCGAGUUGUAACCACAUUACAGAUCAUUGAACUCAUAUCUGAAUGUGCAUGUGUCAUAUGUCUGUCUUUGGAAGCAAAUAGCAAUUCAUCAAUCACCUUAAAAAUGAAAUAAUUUAUCUAAAAUAGUCAAAGAGAUUUAGUCAGUUUUUAUUAUUGCUAGUGAAAUGAAUGAGGGGAGCAGACUACAGGGUUUAUUCACCUUAAUGCCCAAUGUAACAAAUAAGAACCUAAAAGACAAAAUUCCUUAGCUGGAAUGUAUAUUCAUAAGUUACAUCCUAUACCUUUAAGGCACAAUCUUAGUGUGAAUUACUAAAUUAUGGGUAUGAUUGUAGAAUGUAUGUACGAUGUAUGCUUAUAUUUACAAUUUAUUGGACGAGUCAAAUAGUGAUUCAUUCUGAUUUUAAAGAUGCAGGCCCUCCUGACAAAAUGUUUAGAUGAAUGUUGCUUUUAAAUGUGGAUCAUUGAUUUAUAAAUAUCUCUGGAACAAAGAUUGGCUUAGAAAUUUGGAUGUGUCAAUCAAUGUGCCUUAAUGAUGAAGCCUGAGGUAAACCCAUUAUUAACCUAAUGAGGCAAUUUCUAUGGAGCCAGUAAGCUACAGAAAACUGUCUGAUGUAACUAAAGAGUAGGUUGUUGCUGUGAUCUUCUGAUUCUGAAGAGGAAUAACAGGAACAAGUAAGAAGAAGUCUUAUAUGAUUAACUUUGUUUUUCUCUCAACAGACCUGUAGAGUUUCUCCAGACUUUCUAUUUUCAUUCAGAUCGCUAACAUCUGCUGUAUUUGCUUUUAUUUGGGAUUUAUUCUACAUUUUUAUUGCAUGUGUCCAGAAAGAUAACUUAUAUGUGAUGAAUCUUAUUUUAUUUCUUUUUAAACUUUUAAUAAAUGGGGCUGUUGCAAGAUUUAAGAGUUUUCAGGUCACUUAUUUUUCUAGAACUGGCAGUAAUCGCUUUUUUGGGGGAAAUUCUAGGACAGAUGUACCAUUCCAGAGUGUUGCAGGAAGUCAGUGACACCUUAAAAUAAUAUUGUGUAAGGAUCCAGCAUCAUUAAUACUGCAGUGAUGCUAUACUGUUCAUUUUAUUAUACUAUUUAUGAAAAUUAAGUAUCGUGUAUAAUUCUGCACUUAAGAUCUUUCUCCUUUCAGGUCCAUUUUACAAGUUCCUACAUGUGUUUCAAUAUUUGUGUAUGUGAUGAUAAUUAACUUAGACUACAGUUUAUUAGAAAAUAUCCAGAUUUAUAGCUUAGAAAAUAUGUUAGGUAAACUAUUGCUGAGUGGAAUUCAAAUAGGAAUGUAUUAAUAGGUUUCAGAAUCAAUGUUUGCACAGGACACUCUUGUUAACAUUAACACAUUUGUAUAAACGUGUGCGCUCAUUAUCUUAAUGAUGUUUAAAUUCUUUGCUGAAUAACAGACAAAAAAAGACUGUUGAAUAUCAAGUCGAUUUGUGUAGUAACAUCCUUCAAGCCACAGUUUUCAGAUGGAUUAUUUGAGGAAGAACUGAAAAAUAAAUAAUUGAUGUUUGCUACAUAUUAUGAAAUAUAUUUUGGGCACUGGUACAAAGCAGGCAAUAAUAAAUCAUCUAUUUUGCUUUUCCCCUGACUUUCAUUUCCACUGAUGCUGCUGAUCCAUAAACAUGUUUCAUUGUAUCUUCCCUCCUGUGACCUGAUUACAUUACAAUUAGUCCAAUAUGACAACUGCAGUGUUUGGAUAUUUACACGAACAUUUUUACCAGGACAGUGUUAUAGAACUUCCAUUAAGAGUUCUGUCUGAAACAUGCAUGUUCUUAAAAAUGAAUUUUCAUCAACCAACCUGCAAAUUAACGAAGUAAAUCAAAAUUUUUCGAUGUUUGCCAGAAGCUGGCUGAUCAGUGGUUGCCAGCAAAUGGAUUUCGCUUUAUCAUUUGCUUUUGUUUUUAGAUUGGCACAGGUACUGAUCUGUUGACAGCCAAGUUGUAGUUGUAUACAGUUUAUUAUGGAAUGGUACCAGGAAAAAUGUGGAGUUAACUUAUCAGAAUCUCCGCUGCCCAGCUCAGUAGCCCAGGACAUCUGUGCAGUCAAUUUGUGGUCUUGUCCACUCAUAUAUUCUUUUAGGAUAGCCUCUCUAGUCCAAUACUGUCAAAAUAAUAAAUUCACUGCUGCUCUGUGAUGGGUGAUCAGAUGGAGAAUAUUGCUCGCAUUUAUUGCCGAUAAUAAAUUCUGGCCACUGAUCCGACUUGCUUCUUAGUAAAUGUAAAAUACUAUCAACAGCAAAGAAGUGUGGAUGAUUCAAUGGCAAAGGAAGAUUUGCCUCUGAUGGAUUAAUUGACCUUUGCAUUUUUAAUACUUAUACAGCUACUGUAUGGUUAUUCAUGAUAGAAUUUGGAAUAUUGUUUUUUACAGAAAUGUUUAAAUAAAGAAUGCAGUUAUUGUGAAAGAAUUAUGUUGUGUUCAUUAAACUUGCAGGUUUUGCUAGACUUACGCGUCACCACUUUGUCGGUGUCUCAAUACCUAGUUUUACGAAACUCUGGUGUUGAACCUGAUAUCAGGGCAGAUUCCUAGAACCUUAGUAAA
Chiloscyllium plagiosum (whitespotted bambooshark) is the source of this 7273-nucleotide messenger RNA. It is a transcript of the gene kita, whose product is annotated as KIT proto-oncogene, receptor tyrosine kinase a. Gene Ontology annotation, cellular component: signaling receptor complex; plasma membrane. NCBI's taxonomy places the organism in Eukaryota, Metazoa, Chordata, Chondrichthyes, Orectolobiformes, Hemiscylliidae. Gene Ontology annotation, biological process: positive regulation of receptor signaling pathway via JAK-STAT; Kit signaling pathway; positive regulation of cell migration. Gene Ontology annotation, molecular function: ATP binding; cytokine binding; growth factor binding. The record is from RefSeq and is a predicted model, not a curated record.